AUGUUGGAAACAAACUCCACUCCCUUUACACGGAACAUGGGUAUCCUGGAUCUUCCCGAUGAGCUUCUCCUAAGCAUAGGGGAAUAUGUCACCUCCGAGAGUGACCUGAACAGUCUCCACCAGGUCAACAAUCGAUUAUAUCGCAUCUUCGAUGAGUAUCGAUACAAAUACAACGCCAAACACCACGAAGGCCAUGCCCUCUACUGGGCAGCACGAUAUGGAAAUGCCACUACAGCCCGCAAGUCAGUCAUAGCCGGCACUUCUCUUGAUCCCCGACCAUGGCCGUUCACCUGGCUGAGGGAAUAUCCUUUCGACCGACACCCGUCGAUUAAAAAGCAUAAUCGAGGGGAAUACUGGGUUGAAGAUCCACUUACCCAAACCAUUAUGUGGAAUCAACCCGGGAUCACCAAAAUGCUGCUAGAACUCGGGGCUUAUCAGAAAUCGAUGGGUGUGAACAGCGCGGGCCAGCCAGAACGACUGAUUCUCUGGGCUGCAACUCGCAAUCGUGUUUCCGCCUUGAAGGAACUCUUGAGACACGGUGUGGAUGUCAACACGAAAAAUGAACUGGAGCGGACGGCGCUCAUUGUCGCGGCUCGUAAGGGAAAUUUCGAGACUGUGGAGGCUUUACUUGAAAAUGGAGCUGAUACUGAAGUGCCUAACAUGAGCACCGGCUGGAGACCCCUCCAUUGGGCAGCGCGGCUUGGCCAUUUGAGCGUUGUCAAGCUUCUGCUUGACUCGGGUGCGGAAAUUGACGCCCAGACGAGUCGUAGUCUUGACACACCGAUCCUGCUCGCGGCAAAACACCACGAAUUCGACGCACUCGAGAUACUUUUUGACAGAGGAGCAAACCUGGAAUUGGCCGGGAAGGAAAAUCGAACAGUCCUGUUCCAUGUGGUACGAAAGGGCAGCGAAAAUCUGACGAGGAAAUUUCUCGGCAGGGGUGCACGCCCUGAUAUAACAUGUCUCUUCGAGGCCCUGUCAGACUGGGAAAGAGACGAUCAUUAUGAACGAGCAAAGCUUUUGCUUGAAUACGGAGCAGAUCCAAACGCGCCUAUUCACACUCCGAAGGGCCCAAAAUAUCUGCUUCCAUGGGUGCUCAGGCAAUGGUAUCUUAACGUCUCUGUCAUUGAGCUCUUGUUGGAAUAUGGGGUAGACGUAAACAUCACAGGGCCUGGUUACUUUCCACCCCUCUUGUCUGUUGUUUUCGAUGUAAAUGCUUCAAAUGAGAAGGGCGAGACGCCGUUGUUGAUUUGUGCAGCGAAGGGGAAUGUGGGCAUUGCUGAGCUGUUAUUGAAUCAUGGCGCUGAUCCGAAUAUAAACGUCAAAGGGCAGAAUCUGCUCACACGGGCAGCCAAAUGGGGAAGCGGGGAUAUAAUCAAUCUAUUGAAUUCUUCUGAGAAAACAUGA
Molecule: messenger RNA, 1407 nt
Organism: Aspergillus chevalieri
Lineage: Eukaryota; Fungi; Ascomycota; Eurotiomycetes; Eurotiales; Aspergillaceae
Product: ankyrin repeat domain-containing protein
Exons: 2
Coding region: 1-1407 (468 amino acids)
Molecular function (GO): protein binding
Source: RefSeq, a predicted model, not a curated record